UGCCUAUUAUUACCGCGGACGUCCUUCUCCCUCCCUCUUUCUCUUGUCACUGUGUUUUUCGGGAGGCGGAGGAAGGGUCCCGUUUUCUUUUAUCCUCUUCGCAGAAAAAACAAAUGUUAUGUUUCCGGGGAAACACAUAUCUUCGUGUUCCGCCCCUGCUCAUCCGGGCGACUUUACAUUCACCGCAAAAACAGUUGGAACCAAACCGAAUGAGAGGAGCUAAGGGCGGACUGGACUGAGAGGAAGAACCGGAGACUGACUUGAAGGCUGCACGUCCACCGCUUUCUUUAAUUCAACCGCAAAUUUCCAUUGAUUUUUUUCUUUUCUUCCCAUGGCUCCGUGCGUUUCUUGACGCCUUGAAAUGUGGUAUGAGUCGUUUCCUGCUUCUGUUUCCGUUACUAUUACUCUGUGGGAGUCACCGCUUUGACGUUUGUCUCCCAGGAAAAUCGUAGCAUUUAACGUUAGCUAACUGGAAAACAAAAACUCCCCUUUUUUUUCAACUCAACCCGCGGUGGUCGCACAGAGCCCACGGCUGUUUUCUCUUUUUUGACCCCCAUCAGUUGCCUCAAUGGUUGGGUUUUCUUUCCUUUCUCACCAUAAGGCGGAUGCAGCUGAAAGUAAGCCGAUGACCACCGGGAUUGAUUUAUUAACGAGCCAGCCUGUGUCCACCGAAAUGGUACGAUAGCGUCUGGGAAGGAUUGGGGGAAAGUGAGAAGCUAAGUUGGGGGUGUGGGGGGGUCAGUCUGGGCUGUUUUUUCCCCCUUCAGAUGUGGCUGGGUUGGUACCAAAAACACCAGACAGACAUGAGGUGGAAGUAGUUUGUUUUUUUGUACGCAUUCAUUUAAGCUGGAUCACUGUCUUGGUGAUCUGUGCUGCCUUCAAGGACUGUGACAAUGAGGAUUGUAUGAGAAGUGAGGCUGCUGUACUCUGGUGUGACUGACAGCCAGGCUAAUCUGGGCUGGAUUUUUUUUUUUCAACCCAGUGUGAACACAAACCUACAGCCCAUUUAUUAAUUUUCUCUUGGACGACGAAGCGCACUCAGGGACGACCAUGUCUUUACGCACGGCACUGCCUGGGAACGAGCGGAACCCGGACCAUCAUACCUCCCUGUCGGGCAGCCGCUCGGAGAAGGGUACUGGCUGGUCGAGCCGCUCGCUUGGUGCCCGAUGUCGUAACUCAAUCGCCUUGUGUUCCGAUGAGCAGCCACACAUCGGAAACUACCGGCUCCUCAAGACCAUCGGCAAGGGAAACUUUGCCAAGGUCAAGCUGGCACGACACAUACUGACCGGCAGAGAGGUUGCAAUAAAGAUCAUCGAUAAAACACAACUGAACCCAACCAGCCUACAGAAGCUGUUUCGAGAGGUACGCAUCAUGAAAACUCUGAACCAUCCCAACAUCGUAAAGCUGUUUGAGGUGAUUGAGACUGAGAAGACUCUCUACCUGAUCAUGGAGUACGCAAGCGGAGGUGAAGUGUUUGACUACCUCGUGGCUCAUGGCAGAAUGAAGGAGAAGGAGGCCAGAGCCAAGUUCCGACAGAUUGUCUCAGCGGUGCACUACUGUCAUCUGAAGAACAUUGUUCACAGAGACUUGAAGGCGGAGAACCUGCUACUAGACGCCGACUCCAACAUCAAAAUAGCCGACUUUGGCUUCAGUAACGAGUUCACUGCGGGCAGUAAGCUGGACACGUUCUGCGGCUCCCCGCCCUAUGCCGCCCCAGAGCUCUUCCAGGGGAAGAAGUACGACGGUCCAGAGGUGGACAUCUGGAGCCUGGGUGUCAUCUUGUACACACUGGUCAGUGGGUCCUUGCCCUUUGACGGACAGAACCUAAAGGAGCUGCGGGAGCGUGUUUUGAGGGGGAAAUAUCGUGUGCCCUUCUACAUGUCUACAGACUGCGAGGGAAUCCUGCGCCGCUUCCUGGUCCUCAACCCUGCCAAGCGCUGCUCGCUGGACCAAAUAAUGAAAGAUAAGUGGAUAAAUAUCGGCUAUGAUGGCGAGGAUCUGAAGCCCCACACAGAGCCUGUGGAGGACUUAAACAAUGCCAGCCGCAUUGAUGUGAUGGUUGGGAUGGGCUUCACCAGAGAUGAGAUCAGAGAUUCACUGUCUAGUCAGAAGUACAAUGAGGUCACCGCCACAUACCUGCUGCUGGGACGCAAGAAUGAGACGGAGAGCACUGUGUCUCGGUCAGGCAGCAGUCUGAGUCUAGCUCGAGUCCGACCCGGCACCCUCACCAACGGAACCAGCAAGCACCCCACAUCGUCUUCCUCCUCCGCUGCAACUUCUUCCUCUGGCCACAAGGCGCAGCGCAGCGCUUCUACUUACCACCGCCAGAGACGACACUCUGACUUCUGUGGUCCUGCGGUUCCAGGGUCGACAAACCCUAAGCGGAGUCCCAGUGGUGUAGGCGAAGGUGCAGGCCUGAAGGAAGAGCGGCUGUCAAGCCGCAAGCCGAGCACCAGUACUGUUGGCUCUCGUAGCAUCCCUACCCCCUCCAGUCCCAUGGUUAGCUCUGCUCAUAACCCAAAUAAGGCAGAGAUACCGGACCGGCGCAAGGAAGUUACCGCAACCACAAAUAACGUCCCUGCCAGUGCCAUGACUCGAAGAAACACAUAUGUGUGUACAGACCGAUCCAACACUGAUAGACACACACUGCUGCAAAAUGGCAAGGAAAACAGUUCCAUAUCCCAUCGCCUGCCCCCCGCCUCUCCUUCAACCCACAGCAUCGCUGGUGCUUCUGGGACCUCCUCUGCGUCCUCCACGCCCUCCUCCCGCCUCUCCAGGGGAUCCACGGUUAGGAGCACUUUCCAUGGAGGGCAGAUCAGAGACCGUCGUCCUCCAUCCCAUGCUCCUCCAGCUUCCCCAACACCGUCUCAUGAUGCCAGCCCGCUGCCCCACGCCAGGACCCGGGCCACGACCAACCUGCUAAGCAAACUCACCUCCAAAUUGACCCGCAGGGUCACUCUUGACCCUUCUAAACGUCAGAGCUCAAACAAGUCCAUGUCGGGCUGCACCCUCCCACAGGGGACAAAAACAGUUAGGUCACAGACGAACCUGAGAGAAUCAGCAGAUCUCCGGUCACAAGCCUCAGCUGCUUCAGCCCAGUCUCAGUCUCAGGUUAAAACCAGCAGUCGCCAUCUAUCUGGGCAUCAGAAAGCGGUCGAGCCCCGGACCCCCCGAUGCGGCUGGGAUGUGAGGGUGCGGAGCCCCCGCGACCCGGCCGAGGUGGUGCUUGCUCUGCGCGAGGCGGCGCAGGGCUGCGGCUGCCAGGUCCACCUCGCCGGGCCUUUCCUCCUGUCCUGCACCCACGGAGCAGCCGGCGCCCGCGUGGCCUUCGAGGCCGAGGUCUGCCAGCUGCCCAGCGGGCUGGGCCAGAGCAGCGGUGUGAGGUUCAAGCGCCUGUGGGGGGCACCGUUAGCCUUUAGAGACAUCGCCACCAAAGUGUCUAAGGAGCUGGAGCUCUGAGGGCGACAGGAGGCGGGGCAGAUUUAUAACAGACUGGACCUGUUGAUGAAUGAGGAGGGAUGAAGAGGAGGAGGAACAACGAGGAAGAAAGUAUCGCCUCCUCCUCCUCUUCCUCCCCGGGCUCCAUCUCAUCUGAUGUGGCUAACGAUGCCUCGCCUCCGCCAAAGACCACCAAUCAAAGGACAAACGGAUGCACAGACACGGAUAGACCGCCAUCGGCAGACCUAUGAUGACCCUUGAACAUGGAACUGUCAGUGACCCACGAUCCCCGCUUGAAACACACCACCACCUCCAUGUCACGUGAGCCCAUGGAGUCCUCCCCCCCCCCCCCCCCCCCCCUUCACGAUUUCAUGUUUGAUGAUGAUGAGGAUUGUGUUGCUGAGAAUGAUGGGAGAUUGAUAAUUUGUUGUUGUUGACAUUGUUAUUCCUGUUGUAUCAUAUUUGUUGGCAUCAUUCCUUUUUAAAGAGCUGCUAUUUAAAGAAAUGUUUUAAAUUUUUGUUGUGUAUUAAGUUUAUUUUCUUUCUUUAAUAUUUUUAAUAAUGGGCCGAAGUUUGACAUCUGUUUCUCUGAAGCAGACGUCACAUCUUUCAGAAGUGAGGUCGCAGUCCGACCUCCGGCCUCUAGAGGGAGACAUGCAGAAAUGCAGAGACUUGUGACAGACUGAAUGAAGCAUAGCGGCCUUUCCGCCCAUCCAUUGAUAACGCCCAUUCACAGCUCAGUUGGGAUUUAAAUUCAGAUUUUUUUAGUAAAAUGUUGCCUCUCUGCCUGCCAUCCAUACUGAAUUCUCCACUGUAUUUCCAGAAGAGCCAAGCUGCCUAAUUACACAGGACCCAGCUGACGUUGGAUUUGGGAACCUGAUCAUUUGAGUGUAUGCUCUGCUCCUUACAUAUACUCUACUUCACCCAGUGUUUUGUCCAAUGCUAACUUAAUUAACAAGUAAAAGUCCUCUUUCAAAGAAUCAAAUGACACAACAUUCAGUUGGUUUAAAGCGCAAAGUAGAAUUUAUUUCUACAAAUUAACUGGAUCUCCAACAGAAACAAGGAUUUGAGUUUUUAUUACACAACAGGGUGUCUCACCUGGCCUGUAUUUAUUUUAGUUUUCUUGCUGCAAAUGCCUUCUUCUUUUUUAUAAGAUCAACAAAUAAACCCUUGGAAAGGAAAUUUAACACGAUGUGGUCCAAAAAAAUACAAAUCUUUAUCCUUUUCCUGCUAGGCCAAUGCCGACAUCGUUCAGAAACCCAGUCCAACGUGAAGCCUUUAUUGGUUGUCAAACAAAACAGAAGUUAAGCAACUACAGAUUUGAACGCCAGUAAAAGCAGUGCUUUUUAAUUUUUUCGAGAUACUUUUUCUAAUUUUAUUCCACAUGUUUCCCACUCACAUGAUUACAGUAGUUUAUGCUGGUUUAGAGUAAAUGGAGAAGCUGGAGGUUUUACUGGUAGCACUUAACAAUAUCCCAGUCUGUCAGAACGCCACCACCCUCCGGUCCUCUAAUGUAGUGCAAUACAGUCCCAAUGCCAAGAAUCUAGACCUGAAUAGGCAUCGGCUCACUAGGGCCCCUUGCUUGAUUUCCUUUUUAAUUGUUGAUAUUGCUGAUAUGUUGUUAAAAUUCAUUGAGCACUUCUUUUUUUGCUUUUUAGUCAGGAUUGCACUGUACUGGCAGAGUUUUUAAAUUAAUCUGUAUUUUUCUUUUGUAAAGUGUUACAAAAUCACAAAUUUUAAAGUCCACCGAAGCUAACAAUUGACGUUGAGUGCCCUUCUUUCCUUUACUUCCCUCAGUGAAAUCAGAUGGUUUGAUGGCUUCAGGUUUUCAGGUAGAAGUGCCACAAAUGUCAUAUUUAGGAAACUGAGGUAAAAAAAAAAAUCAAAAUGGCGACCUGUCUUCAUAAAGUUUUGUCAGUUUCUUUUGUCCAAUAGUACAUUUAUUUUGUGUUCUUACCCUCAGCAACACUUUGGAUACAUAGAAACUGUAGACCUUAACAUCUGUUGACCAAUCAGGCUGCAGCCCUGCUGUAACGUGUGCUGUUGACCAGUCAGAUUCCAGUAUUACUGUAAAAGGUGUAUGACUGUUAACCAAUCAUAUUCCUGCCUCAUAAAGCCACUAUAUAAUUUCAAACCAUGCGACGGUUCAAGAUGUGGGCUCGAAUGUUGGAGAAAUUAGAUUUUCUUUCUUUCUAGUUUUACAGAACAAAACUACCAGAGUGCUCCAUUGAUCAUAUAUUGACACUGACGACUCCAAAAUCAACAUGUUGUUGUACUGUAAUUUUAUAUAGCCAAGCAGUUAUAAUUUGUACUUUAGAAGUAUGCAGCAUUUAACAAAACGCGGAUAUGUAAAAGGAAAAGUUGAAAGAAAUACAGCAGAUAUUUGAUAUUUACGCUGCAGGAAUGUGUCUGUUGAACGGGAGAUUUUAGCUGCAGCUGGUAUCCAUCACUGUCUGAAAAUGUGAAGCUGUGAUUUAGGGCUAGUUUUUGCAUUUGUUUUCUUUGUGUGCAACUGGGUCUCGCUCUCAGUACAUGUUCUGUAGAAACAGUUAGGGCCAUGCUUGAAGGCUACAGUUCUAUUGCAUAGUGUGUUUGAAGCUGUCGCUGUUGUCAAGAAAACUUAACUUAUGGGCUAAAAUUACGGAAAUUAUCGACCUGCAAUCCUGCAUGUCUCCUAGGAAAUAAUGUGUGACACAAAAAUAAAGACUUUCAACAUCGUA
This is a messenger RNA of Etheostoma spectabile (orangethroat darter), 6158 nucleotides long. RefSeq names its product MAP/microtubule affinity-regulating kinase 4b (gene mark4b). Gene Ontology annotation, molecular function: ATP binding; tau-protein kinase activity. NCBI's taxonomy places the organism in Eukaryota, Metazoa, Chordata, Actinopteri, Perciformes, Percidae. Gene Ontology annotation, biological process: intracellular signal transduction; microtubule cytoskeleton organization; protein phosphorylation. Bases 1051 to 3459 code for a protein of 802 amino acids. The record is from RefSeq and is a predicted model, not a curated record. Gene Ontology annotation, cellular component: cytoplasm. The transcript is spliced from 19 exons.